This is a messenger RNA of Cercospora beticola, 4183 nucleotides long. RefSeq lists its product as uncharacterized. The record is from RefSeq and is a predicted model, not a curated record. Lineage: Eukaryota; Fungi; Ascomycota; Dothideomycetes; Mycosphaerellales; Mycosphaerellaceae.
AUGAGUGUUCCAGACGAGGUUAUAUACCAUUCGCCAGUUUCUUCAAGCGACUUUGAAGAAGGCGGGCUCGAGGUUGUAGAUGGUCUCGACGACUCUACCUUCGAGGCGCUGCCUGGACCAGACUAUUCCUCCUCGAUCGCAUUUCCAUCUCAACCACUACGAACUGAGAACACGGCAGGAGGCAGUGUACCAUAUCGGCUACAAUCUGCAGGCGAUGAGGUUGAACAGACUACAGCAGCAUCGUGCUCAUACCCAACACCUCCGACAUCGAGGUCCUCUUCGCCUGUGAGACGAGAAUGUCCGCCACUCGAGCCUAAACAAGAUGCAAGUCGCUUUUGGCCAACGCCAAAAGGCGCCAAUUUCCCCGGUGCUCUGGAGCUUGAUCUUCUACCUGUGCAGCAGAUGUUUCAGAACCUUUUCGUUGGCAUCAUGCAGCUCACACCUCAGCAAUCACAGCUUGAAGUAAUAUCAUCCUCACCCGAGUCACUGGCACCUGCCACGCCUGUACGCAACGAAAAUGUCACUGAGAGAGGGACUUUCAACAUGGAAACGCCACCGGACUACGCAAAAAGUGCGGCCUUGGACUUUGGCACGGAGAUGCUCAAUGAUCUCGAUGAUCUACUCGCUGCUGGGCCGAUUGUUGACCCUGCUUAUGACAGUAUUCUGCCCAAGACUCCAUCGCCUGCAGGUUCGCCGUCGUUGCGGCAAGAACAGGCGACGACGAGGACGUCAGUCGGUGAGAGACAGGACUGCCUCGAACGCACACUGGAUGACGAGCUCCUCGACAUGGCAGAGAGGAUUGAACUGCCGUUUUCUGACAUGCCACCGCCUCCUCGCAGCGCAUCAGUAGUGAAGACUAAAACCGCCACUGAUGGUCUAAAGAAGAACGACCUACCGAAUCGCCCUCGGCCACUUCUCCAGCCCGCCGAGAUUCGUCAGGUGCAUCCUGAUGCGCCCACGAAUACGGAUCCAAACCAAGAUCGUAGUGCCGAGAGAACGUCUGAGAGUGAAGUCGAGGUCAUAGUUUUGGGGGAACCGUCGCCGUAUGAGAAACCAACACCUUCACAGUUUGAGUCGGAUCUCCAAACCGGCGCCGCCAAGGUCAUCAAGCUACUUUCCGAUCAGCCUGCUCCCUGUCAAUGGGCAUGCAUCAGAAAGAAGACGGUUUUGCAGAGUGGCGCUACUGAACCGGAUGCGAAACCACGAGCAGGAAGGAGGAAGAAGCAGAAACGUGCUCGCGAUGCUCGAAUGCCAGUUGAUGGCACUGGGUUCGUUGAAGACGUCCCGAGCACCCAAGACCAGUUGAUUCCUGAGAAGAUAGAGAAGCAGUCUGGGACGGCAGCCGAAGCGGAAUGCUCGAAUUCUACGAAGCCCCGAGAACUUGAAGUGCAAGCAAAUGCUACAGUAUCUAUUCCUACUACGAUCAUGUCUCCUGCCAAGAUGCAUGAGGACGUAAAAAUGCCAGACGUUGGCAAUGAAGUCGACAUCGAACGGAAUGUCAUUUCUGCAACAGAUGGCAACACGUGUGUGGCUGCCAUUCAAGAGCUUCUCAAGACGGACGCACAGCUACCAGCGCUCACAGAGUUGCCCGUCAUGGAAAAGCCUGCAAGUCAUCCCAUCAGCAUUGCUGCAGUUUUGAGCGCUUCUCCACCCGUACCGGCCUUCCAGGACGAUGGUCCAAAAUGCUUGAAGGGCACACGCGAAUGUGGUCUUGCCAAAGAUCAGCCCACACCUCAUGAGAAAGAGUUGCCAAUCUCGAGAUCCACGUCAGCUCUGGCUACAGCGCAUACGUCCAAGUGCCCAGGAGAUGUCGGCGAUGUGGAGAAUCCGCGCAAAGCCACAGACGCCGGGUGUCAGAUGGAAUCCGAACCAUGGCCUUGCGCAGAGCCAGGCUGCAAUCGACCGAGUGAGCGAUGCUUGAUCAACGAACGUAACUUGGGCUGUGAAAGCUUUGUGGCUCUGGAUAGCGGCCGGACAAUCAUGCACAGCAGUACGUCAGUCUCUCCAGUGGGAAGCACAUACUGCUGGCGGUGUCGACUCGAAAAUAAAACGAGGAGGAAGCAAAGCACCUCCUGGGCCAUGCGUGAAGCUGUUAGAAGACAAGAGGAAGCUUCGUGGCUGCUUGAGGAGCGCCGAAGGAUUGAGCGGUGUCGUUCCAAUGGGCUCACUAAGCGCGCGUUGAAGACUGCUGCGAAGAAGCGCAAAAGGGCAGAGAUGCAGUCUGGCGCCAGAAACUCCGAGACUUUGCCCGAGCGGAUGAUGAUGGAAGCGGCUCUCGAGCCUGCAGAGGCAACGACUUUCGCUCAGCAGACCUCUGGGAUCGUUGCGGAUGCGUUUUCGCGUAGCGCAGGCACAGCAUUGUCGUUGGUGAAAGAAAAUGUGCCAACAUCUGAUGUUUUAAUGACAGAGCCUGGAGUGGAAGACGGGAAGAUCACGGUACUGUGUGGAGCAGCAAGCAACGCAGACACCGCUGUACCUGCACGGCGUCCGAUGCAGGAUCCUUCGCCUCCCGCCCUACGCGAAGGUGAGAGUGCUUCAGACCCAACCGCUUCGCCUGAGCAUCGAGGGGAGGCAGAUACGGUAUCCAAAGUGGCAGAUUUGGAAGCUGCGCCGCCACUUCGAGAUGAGGAGCAGGUUCACCAGCUUCCAACGCAGGAUGCUGAAAUCACAUGUCCUGCCUCACCAAGGCCCAGGCCUUUGAAGCCAGAUCUUCCGGCUUGCAAAAGCCCCUCGAGGGCCGUUGUUGUAUCUCCGCCCUCUGGAGCGGGCCUACUCCUCACGAUGCCAGUGACAGUGCAGGCCGUGGCUUCAUGUGACCUUCAUGUUGGGGUUUCAAGGACCGCCGGGGUCGAGGAGGGAUCCAAGCACGAUGCAGGAUCGGAACGUCCACAGUCUCGAAGCUCUGCUCCAGGGUCAUCUUCGCCGGUUCUGGGUGCUACGUUCACGGCCGUUCAUGACUUACCGGGAUCAAACAAUUCGUCCCCGCGAACAUCGCCAUCGCGGUAUGCCUCGCACACGCCAUCACCGCUGCGCUCGGUCCAGAGCGUCGAAGACACACCGCCGACCUCGCCUCCUCCUCACAUACACGCGUCUUCGAAUUGCGGUCAAGAGCUCACCGCCCUGCCGCGCGAAUCGAGUGCGAUAGCUUCUGUUACUGCUGACGCGACCAUCGGCAUGCCACGACCAACGUCUGUGCGAGCGUCACCUGUUCCCUUGGGUCUCGAAGAAGAGGCAAUCGAUCCGCUUGCGUCCACAGUGCUCAAAGCACUCCAAAGUCAUCGACAACUCGAUGAUGGGCAGACGCCAGUCCACCUCCACUUCUGCGUGUGCGGCAAGGGCCUGGCCAGAUUUCCAGAAAAGCUGCCUUGCCACCAAUGCAUUAAUGAAGAGUACUGGCGGUACCUGGACGAGCUCGAUAUCGAGAACAAAGAGAAUAUCCCUACGAUCGACAAUUUCAUUGAGCCAGAGCACGAGACUGCACGCUCUGUCGACCUGUGUCGAUUGUGCCGCAGCCUUGUGACGUUUGAUGAGCAAGGGCUGUGUGUACCAUGUGCGAAUCCGAUCCUUACUGGGUCGGAAGAGUCUUCGAGACCGCGGAAGAGGCGAAGGGUAAAGCAGGGCACACAACAGCGGCUACACGAAUCCUCUGAGCUGUCUGUUGAGGCCGACGGCGCAGUGAGCGUUGAGCGUGACGUUUUGAACACCAAGCGAAGGCCUUUGAAAGGAAUCUUGAAGCGUCGUUGACUCUCUAAUAUUCAAGCUGGAAUCUAUGUCAAGAACCUUCUUGUAAUAGUGCUACUGCAUUUGUAUUGUUGGAAGAAGUCAUGUUAUUAAAAGAAGUCAGAAUUGUCAUCAGUUUGUGCAGUCUUGGUCUUUCCCCGCGCUGAGGUCUCUAAUGCCACUACCCCUAGCCGCAGUUGCAGAACACACCAAGUGCAGCUCUUGAAUUUCUACAUAUCUACUUUAGCGACGUCCACUUCCAAGCUUGGCACGACAAUCGGCCUCUUCAUACAUCAAGUGCCACAGCCCUUGGCCCUGUCAAUCGUUGGACCCCCCGGCAGUGAAUUCUGAUAUCUAGAGCCAGUUCCAGUGAGGCAAGACAUGCCAUCAACCCGAGCAAGAACUCAAUUUCCAGUAUUAGGACGGCGGCAAUGAAAGUGCUUCUUCGAGCCCUUAAUCCCCC